CGGGCGCGGAGCCUGAAGUGUUGUGGCCGCCGCCGCGUGUCGCGGAGGCAUGUGUGGAGCCCCGGCGGAGGGAGAGUCGCGGGUCCUUGGCACUUACUAGGUAUUAACACCAUGAGCUUCGUGGCAUACGAGGAGCUGAUCAAGGAGGGUGACACAGCCAUCCUGUCACUGGGCCAUGGUGCAAUGGUGGCAGUGCGUGUGCAGCGUGGGGCACAGACCCAGACCCGGCAUGGUGUCCUGCGACACUCAGUUGACCUUAUCGGCCGCCCCUUCGGCUCCAAGGUGACGUGUGGCCGAGGUGGCUGGGUGUAUGUGCUGCACCCCACGCCUGAGCUCUGGACACUGAACCUGCCACACCGCACGCAGAUCCUCUACUCCACGGACAUUGCCCUCAUCACCAUGAUGCUGGAGCUUCGACCGGGCUCUGUGGUCUGUGAGUCUGCAGAGAGAGUUGCCCCUUCUGGAGAGAGGCCAGGACUACCCCGGGGAGCUGUUGCAGGUUGGAAGCCUUCCCCAUCCUCAUCCAUGAUCAGAUCUUCACCUGCCACCAAUGAAUGCACAGGCAGUGGCUCUGUGUCCCACGCCAUCAUCCGAACCAUUGCACCCACGGGCCACUUGCAUACGGUGGAGUUCCACCAGCAGCGGGCAGAGAAGGCACGGGAGGAGUUCCAGGAGCACCGCGUGGGCCGCUGGGUGACCGUGCGCACGCAGGAUGUGUGCCGCAGCGGCUUUGGCGUGAGCCACGUGGCUGAUGCUGUGUUCCUGGACAUCCCGUCACCCUGGGAGGCCGUGGGGCACGCCUGGGAUGCCCUCAAGGUGGAAGGCGGGCGCUUCUGCUCCUUCUCGCCGUGCAUCGAGCAGGUGCAGCGCACGUGCCAGGCGCUGGCGGCGCGCGGCUUCUCAGAGCUGAGCACCCUGGAGGUGCUGCCGCAGGUCUACAACGUGCGCACCGUCAGCCUGCCACUGCCCGACCUGGGCUCGGGCACAGAUGGCCCUGCCAGCCCCGACACCAGCCCCUUCCGCAGCGGCACGCCCAUGAAAGAGGCCGUGGGCCACACCGGCUACCUGACCUUUGCCACCAAGACCCCAAGCUAGGGGGCUGCCACCCCGGGCAUCAGCGAGCUGGGAGCACGGAAGGGCUGGGCAGGGAGGCCAGAGGCACCUUAUAUGGUCGGCGCCUGCUAGACACAGAUGGUGGGGCGGGGUUUCAGGGCCUCCUGGGUGGCCAGAGUUUGGGGGCAGGAGGGGCGGCUGUGAUGAAGGAGCAGAGCCGGGGCUGGGCCUCGGCCUUUCUUGUCUAGCCCCGCGGCCUGUCCGAGCUGCUGUUUGUUGCCAGCAUGAAGUCUCCACUG
Molecule: messenger RNA, 1352 nt
Organism: Sapajus apella (tufted capuchin)
Lineage: Eukaryota; Metazoa; Chordata; Mammalia; Primates; Cebidae
Gene: TRMT61A
Product: tRNA methyltransferase 61A
Exons: 5
Coding region: 112-1095 (327 amino acids)
Biological process (GO): tRNA methylation
Cellular component (GO): nucleus; tRNA (m1A) methyltransferase complex
Source: RefSeq, a predicted model, not a curated record